Molecule: messenger RNA, 2519 nt
Organism: Corylus avellana
Lineage: Eukaryota; Viridiplantae; Streptophyta; Magnoliopsida; Fagales; Betulaceae
Product: scarecrow-like transcription factor PAT1
Source: RefSeq, a predicted model, not a curated record
UUGGGACAGGGUCUCUUCUCUCCGUCUCUCUCCCUCACCGUCUCUCUCUCUGAAAGACUAGUCCGAGAGUGGAAUUCUGACCUUGGAAAUUCCUCAAGUAAGGUGGGUUCGACAACAACUACUAUGAUGUUGAAACUGUAACUAUAAUUGAAACUAUAGUUCAUUUGCUAGGUUGCUCUCCCUUUGAGUUCUCUGUCUUCAUCUGAUGUUAAUGGGUAUGUAAAAAUCUGUUCUUUAUGGGAAAAUUUUGUGGUCCAACCGAACCGUCCAAGUCAUUUUUCUCAUAGAUGUUUAAGUAUUGCUGAAAAAGGGUUGGUGACACUUACCGAAGAAAACAAAAAAAAGGAAAGAAAAUGGGAUGGUGGUGGAUCUUUUAAAGAUAUUCAGCUGUGUUAUGGAAUAAAACUGAGGCUUUCAACUUUGCUGCCCUGCCUGAAAAUACUCCCUGGACCAUUAUAGAGGGACCUGGCAGAAUCUGAGUAAAUUAUUCUUCAAUGCAAGCAUCACAGCAGCAAAGAAGUUCGGGCAUGUCCAACGGAUUGUACUAUCAACCAAUUCGAGAAGUUGAGGCCUACUGCUUGCCUCAGUUUCGAACAUUCGACAACCAGCUACGCUACAAUGAUAGCAGCCAAGGGACCAACUUCUCGGCUCAAAACUUCUACGAACGGUAUUGCACUUUGGAGUCAUCCCCAGUAAAUGGUGAUGCUGUUUAUAAUUCCCCAUCAACUGUCAGUUUCACACCCAAUGGAAGCCCAGUGUCGCAGCAAGAUUCUCAGUCACACCCUGCUGACCAGCAUCAUUCCCCUGACAAUACCUAUGGCUCUUCUGUAAGUGGAUCCUGCAUAACUGAUGAAGGAAAUGACUUCAAGCACAAGCUGAAAGAACUGGAAACUGUAAUGCUGGGUCCCGAUUCCAACGUUCUUGACAGCUAUGAUAGCACCUUCCAGAAUGUCACAAACAAUUCCUCACCGGAAAUGGACAGCUGGAGACAAAUAAUGGAGGCAAUUUCUAGUAGGGACUUGAAGCAGAUCCUCAUCUUCUGUGCACAAGCAGUAUCAGAUAAUGAUCUGUUAGUGGCACAGUCGUUGAUGGAUGAACUACGUCGAAUGGUCUCUGUUACUGGUGAACCAAUUCAAAGGUUGGGAGCAUACAUGUUGGAAGGCCUUGUUGCACGGCUGGCCUCCUCAGGGAGUAACAUUUGCAAAGCAUUGAGAUGCAAAGAACCAGCAAGCGCGGAACUCCUCUCUUACAUGCACAUUCUUUUUGAGGUUUGCCCUUACUUCAAAUUUGGCUAUAUGUCUGCAAAUGGAGCCAUCGCAGAAGCUAUGAAGGAUGAAAACAGAGUUCACAUUAUUGAUUUCCAAAUUGCCCAGGGGAGUCAAUGGGACACUUUGAUCAAGGCUUUUGCAGCUAGGCCUGGCGGGCCGCCCCACAUCCGCAUAACAGGUAUUGAUGAUUCCAUGUCAGCUUACGCUCGUGGAGGAGGACUAAAUAUUGUGAAGAAGAGGCUAUCUAAGCUUGCAGAGAAGAAUAAGGUGCCAUUUGAGUUCCAUGCUGCAGCCAUGUCUGGUUGUGAUGUCCGGCUAGAGAAUCUUGGGGUUCGACCUGGGGAACCUCUGGCUGUGAACUUCGCUUUCAUGCUACACCACAUGGCUGAUGAGAGUGUCAGCACUCAGAAUCAUCGAGACAGGCUACUGAGGCUGAUCAAAAGCCUGUCUCCAAAGGUGGUGACCCUUGUUGAGCAAGAAUCUAACACGAAUACUGCAGCAUUCUAUCCGCGGUUCUGUGAAACACUGAACUACUACACUGCUAUGUUCGAGUCGAUUGAUGUGACCCUUCCAAGGGACCAUAAGGACCGUAUCAAUGUCGAGCAGCACUGCUUGGCAAGGGAGGUGGUUAACAUAAUAGCCUGCGAGGGGCCAGAGAGAGUGGAACGGCAUGAGCUUCUUGGCAAGUGGAGGUUGCGGUUCAAAAUGGCCGGAUUCACUCCAUACCCUUUAAGCCCCGUGGUGAAUGGCACCAUUAAAUCACUGCUGGAGAACUAUUGUGACAAAUAUAGGCUUGAAGAAAGAGAUGGAGCUCUUUAUCUCGGCUGGAGGAAUAGAUCUUUGGUUGCUUCUUGUGCAUGGAAGUGAAAACUGGGCUCCAAUUGAUGCAUUUCUUAGGAAGCGAAAACUAGGCGCCAAAGGGCCAGAGCUUUCGAGGUAGAACGCGUAGUUUUGGUCCAUUUUUACUUAGCUGCUAACAGCUUAUAAAGAAGGUGCCUUAGGCUUAGGAUGUGUGCCGUUUCAUCGUUGGCCAUUUUCAUUGAGACCAUUUUAAUGCCCUGAACUUUCUUGUUUUGGCAGGCUGAGGAUGAAACUGAUUGCUGGUGCAAUUGCAGGGUUUCAUCAUGGAUGUAAUUUUGAAUAAUUUGACAUCAAUGUUUAUUUUCAAAGAAAGUUGGAUAUUGGUUUUGGAAUAUGCAUUAUUCAAUGUUUUUAUUAAGAAAAAUUUGAAAAGAAUACAAAUUUAUAGAA